This is a messenger RNA of Cyclospora cayetanensis, 1644 nucleotides long. RefSeq names its product cathepsin B. Lineage: Eukaryota; Apicomplexa; Conoidasida; Eucoccidiorida; Eimeriidae. The record is from RefSeq and is a predicted model, not a curated record. Gene Ontology annotation, cellular component: lysosome. Gene Ontology annotation, molecular function: cysteine-type endopeptidase activity. The transcript has a single exon. The coding region runs from base 1 to 1644 and encodes 547 amino acids.
AUGAAUGUAACUGAGAAACAAUUUAGAGCUCAGACACAGUAUUUCAUGUCUGCCUCUAUGUCAAUUUGUAUUCAGGCGGAAAUGAUGAGAACAGUGCUGCCCGUUUGUCUCACCCUUUCCCUUUGCCGCCUGCUGUCCACUUUGGCCGCCCCAGAACAUUUCAGCCAAUCUUUUGUACUUCCUGAGGAGCUCUUUCACCCCCUCAGCGAGUCUAUAGACACGAUUUUCAACAUAAUUUUGCAAGAGACGGAGCAUGACCUGAUCAGCCAGCAAGUACCUCUACAGGCAUGCAGCAACAGCACACCCACCGUCAACAAUAACAAUCCUAAUGGCUUUAGGUGCCGGCGCGUUCUAAGCGGCGAACCGAAUGGAGCUCGAGACUUGCUGCCUUUCCUUCUAAAUGACGAAGAAGCAAUGAAACUGUGGCGCGCCCACUUCCAGCGCCACGUCAGGGACCUUAUGAGGGAGGCAUUACACCAGAGCGGUUCAGACACACCCCUGCACGGCCUUGUUCUGAAACAAUUAGCAGAGAUGGAGUUCUGGGGUAGUAGGCCAGCAGUGAGCCAAGGGGGGCUCCAGCACUUGAGACUGGAGAUGCAGCGCCACAAGUUGCAAGCAGCAGAGCGGGGAGAUAACCCAGAUCGCGCAGUCACUUGGGAAGCGGAGGUUUCUUCCCGUUUUAAAUACCAAAGCAUAAAGGAUGCCACGCGUCUCAUGGGCACAUAUCUCUCAUCACAUGAUAACCCAGAUAAGCCAACCGUGCCGUUGGGGGAGCCUCUCCCGGUCAAGCAAUUCCCUGCUUCUUUAGGACCCGUCAAGGAGAAAAGCUUUGACGCUCGAGAAGCCUUCUCACAGUGUAAGGAUGUGAUUGGGCACGUGAGAGACCAAGGAGACUGCGGCUCCUGCUGGGCAUUCGCAAGCACCGAGGCACUGAAUGACCGCUUCUGCAUCAAGACGAACGGACAAUUUUCUAUGCUGCUUUCCCCCCAACACACGACUUCAUGUUGUGAUCUGUUGCAUUGUUUAUCGUUCGGUUGCAAUGGGGGGCAACCGCACAUGGCCUGGCGGUGGUUCUCUCAUGAUGGUGUUGUCAGUGGGGGGGAUUACGACGAACUGCACACGGGGAAGAGUUGCUGGCCUUAUGAAAUACCCUUUUGCCAGCACCACUCUGAAGGUCCGUAUCCCGAGUGUAACGGUCCGAUCCCCAAGGCUCCCAAGUGCAGGAAGGAAUGCGAAGAGGCAGAAUACAGCACCAAGGUCAAGGCCUUCAAGGAUGACUUGCACUUUGCUACAACCUCGUACAGCGUUGAGGGAAGAGAUGAUAUCAAGAGGGAACUAAUGGAAAACGGAACGCUCUCUGGAGCGUUCCUUGUAUUUGAGGAUUUUUUAAUGUACAAGAGCGGGGUGUACCACCACGUAUCCGGGAGCCCCAUGGGGGGCCACGCCAUCAAGGUUAUCGGCUUUGGAAACCAAGAUGGGAAAGAUUACUGGCUCGCGGUGAACAGCUGGAAUGAAUUCUGGGGUGACAAAGGGACGUUUAAGAUCGAGAUGGGAGAAGCCGGCAUCGACAGAGAGUUCUGCGGGGGGGAGCCAAAGGUACCUCAGGGCGUGGGAUUCCUGCAGCAAUUAGCGCAAGAUUUGUAG